UAUUUCAAAUAAACAACUUAUUUUUUAAUUUUGUUUAUUUUGUUAUUGGUUAAUGGUUGUUAUAAUAUCAAAGAUGAAAAAUAAAUACUAGAGAAAAAAGUGUUUGAAGUAAUGAAGAAACAAAAAGCCAUUCUGGAAUAUGCCUCAACAAUCUACUAAAUGGAAAAUGGAGAAAAUAGUUUCUUCUACACCAAAAAAACGUAAACGAGAUAAUUCAGAAGAUGACAUCGAUUCAAAGGAUAAGGAGAUUAUUGAGGAAUUUGAAGAUGGUUUAGAAAAAUCUCUAACAGAAAAAGCUGCUAAAUCUAAUCUAAAUGAAACUGCUGUGAAAAUUAUUUUGAGAUAUGUUGUUUCUGACGAAAAUGUUGUUGCUUUGCUUAAGCAAAAAGAAAAUGAUAAAAAUGAUCCAGCAAUUUUACCAUAUGAACCCAAAAUCACAAGAUCAAAGGCCAAGGAACUGGCUCACUCUGGAUCUUCUAUACUUUCUGCACAAUGGGAUAAAUCGAAUUCAAGUACUUCUAAUGUGAAAGAAUUAUUGACUGAAGAAUUACAUGAAGAUUCUUCAGAUGACGAGUAUGUUCCAGUUGAAGAAGAGAGUGAAGAUGAUUCUUCAGUUUGCUGUUCAGUUAGUAACCCACCAACUCCAUCUACAACUCAAAAAUUGCUGGAUGAUGAAAUAUUCAAAACACCGCAAUCGAUAAAAAUUAAGGAUGACAAACUUGAAGAUGAGAAUAUUCUUGAAUUAGAAGAUGAGGCCAAUAUUGCCCUUAGAACUCGGUCAAAAUUAUCCCUUAAUGAAACCCCACUGGAAGAACUUGAACAAUCAUUUUUACCGCCUGAUAUCACCAGUGAUAUGUAUGACUUUGAUUGUAAUGAUGAUGAUUGGAAGAAUUUUCUUAAUUCUUUUACUCAACCCUUAGAAGAAGUAGUCAAAAAUACAGAAGAAGAAGAUCUUGAUCCUGAGUAUAAUAUCCUUGCUGAUGAAGACAUUACCAAAGUUGAUGCAGAAGAAUUACGUGAUGAUAGAGGUGUUAGAGUACCUAAAAGAGAAUUGAAUGACUUAAUUGCAGAGCUUUUUGAAUACGUUGAUAUUUAUGAAAAUAGAAAAGAUUUUGAACAAGAUAAUUUGGAUAUAAUUAUAGACCCAGAUUCAUAUCCUAUUCAAGAGUUAGAAUUGGAUAGGUAUAUUGAAAUUUUCGAUGGCAAUAGUAAUAAACAGAUUUAUCUGAAUAUGGAUGAUAAUGUUCCUGCUCUUUAUGAAAGACUGCCUUUACAAUCUGAAAACCCUUUGUCUGGCUUAUUCUCGGUAGUUCAAAUGAAACUUUUACAACAACAGAUGGCUCAGCAUAUUCAGAUGCUCACACAGAAUUUUUUUUUAACCUUUCAACAUCCUUAUUUCAGUGAAUAUGCAGGUGAAAUGAAGGAAUAUUUGAUGAAUCUGAAAUUAUUAUCUGAAGGUAAGGAAUUUUCAGCAUUUGACAGUAUCAAUUUGAAAUCGGCUUUGGAAUUGGUUGAACAAUGGGAAAAAAUGUUUGAGGAAGAGAAUGAGACUGCUUCGAAAACUGUUCAGCACUUUAAAGAUACCAUGGAAGAAUCUUAUGAAUGUUUCAAAAAUAAAAAAUAUUACUAUUACUUGCCAUUUCCUGAUAGCAUAAUGGAAACCUUUGCAGAAAGUGAUGUUUUCAUGUAUCCACAGUUGUUGCCAAAAAAUCCCUUUAAGCAUCCUAGUCUACAAAAAUGUGAAUAUGCACCGUUUACAAUUUCUGAGUUACAAUUAAUUGCAAUAGGAUUGGAGCAGUUUACGCAAUUCUUAAUCAACGACAAAGAGUUCCUGACAAACAGAAAGCAAAUAAAUAUGGCCAAAAUAGCAGAAGUUAUUCAAAAGUUAUUAAUGCCAGGAAGGAGAAGAAGUCAAGUUCUCAAACAGAUCUAUGAAUUGAAAAAUUCAAAAAAAUAUCCAAAUAAUCCAAUAGCAUUCUAUUUUAAGAAUAAAAGGGCACCAUACACAGUUCAUCGAGUUUACGAUCUAGAGAAAUUUGGUGUUUUGCCCCCUAAGAAGAGACCCCCAAACCUACUUCCUAGACAAUGGAGAUUCCACAUUCAUGGCAGUUAUGACAUGACUGAUAGCAGUGGGAAACAGAUUGAUGAAAAUGAACUAGCUAAUGUAGACAUGGCUAUGCCUGAUUAUUCAGAAUUGAAUAAAACAUCACAACCAAAAGAACCUGUUAAACUCCGAAAGAUACUUCCGGCAGGAAAAAUUCCAGAACCAACAUUUGCUAAACCUGUUUCCAUACCAAAAAAAAUUACAGAUCAUACAAUUAAAAAUGCAAGAAGAAAGUUAAGAGUUGCUUUUGAAAAAAAUAUUCCAUAUGUGAAAUAUAUUUCCCUAAGAAAAGAUAAGGUAUUUUUAAAAAAGUAUUUUCCACAUAUAUUCAUUGCAGAACUGAAUAGGCCUUCUUUGUGUGAUUUGACGAAUAUGCCUUUUUUAAAUGAAUACAAUGAAGAGGAAAUUAAUGGACCUUCUGAAAGGAAUAAUAUAAACGGCAAGGUAUCCAAUUCAACGGUGAAAAGUGUAGGAACUGAUCAAUCAAUUGUAGAAAAGGAAAAUGGAAAUGAAGAAAGAGAGAAACUAACGCAACUUUCUAACCUUAUGCCAUCUGAUACAACAAUUGAGAAGAAAAGAAGAGGAGAUUAUUGCCGAGAUUACAUGGACAAAUUACAGAAGACUUUAGGCUUCAACGGAUUUAACCAAUGGCUAAGAUCUUUUAUGCUUACACAGAAACCUGAUGCUAUAGAUGUGUACGAAAUAUUGAGACCAAUUCUUAGCCCCAAAUAUCAAGAUUUAGCAGAUGAUUUCCUUUUUUUUCUAACCUCAGUUCAAGCAACUGCAUUAGGACAAAUUAUUCCAUUCCUCAUUGUACAUCAUUUAGAAAGCUUUCUCAGAAACUUAGUAAUCCACCUUGAAGAUCAGCCAUCUCAAUUGAUGAAGGUGUAUGAAACACUUCAAGAUUGUAGUGAUACUCCUACCGCAAAUCUUGAAAGGAUUAAUAGUGCAAUAAAUCCUCUUCUCGAGAGUAAUCCUCUGUUAUGUGAUAAGUUUUUACACAUAUUCUUAGAAACAUCAAUCUCCAUAUUGACGAAUGGAGCUUGCAAUGCGAUGGACGUUGAUAGAAAGCUGAAAAGAGCCAAAGAAGAAGGAAUUUUCGAAAAUUUUACGAUCAAUGAGGAUAUUUCAAGUACAUAUAGUGCUCAAACAACUGAAUAUCAAGCAUUUAAGCACCAAACAAUUGUCCUGGUAGAGAAUAUUUUACUUACUGUUGAUGAAGACGUAGACGAAAAUAUAGGUUUGUCAGCACCAGAUGAAGUAGCAAAUAAGCCAAAUGAAGAGGUUCAUUGUGAUGAUCAAAUAUUUACCGAGAAUGAGAUGAAUAGCAAGAAGAGUAAUGUGAAAAUAUGCCAGCCACCAAAAAAAAAACCAACCAAGCCACGAAAAAGCACCAAAAAAAAUAAAUCCGUAAUUAGUUCUGGGAAGAGUGAAGAGAAAACGAGCCCUAAAAAAAGAUCCCCAAUUCUUAAAUCACCAGACUCUUCAAAUGUUGUAAAAUCAAUUGAAUCAACCCCAAUUUCAGAGGAAGUCUGCAAUUCUUUACCAUCUCUUGAAGAUAUUCUCAUAGUUUUACCUAACAUUGUUGCAGGUGAAAAUUCUGGUUGUAAUUGUAACUGUCAUAAAACUGAAGAAGAUCACCCAUUGGAACAUUUCUGUGACGACUGUAAUCUCAAGUGCAUCCAAGAAAAGAUGAAAUUCCAAACUUCCAAAGAAACGCAGCCAAUAAACAAUAUAUCAGAUCAUGAUGUUCAACAAGAUAGUUUGAGGAUUGCUGUCAAGAGAAAACGAACAGGUCCAAGUUCUGUAGUUAAUGAAGAAGAACCUGUAGAUAAUAAUCUAGUACUAACUGGUCAAUCGAAAGUUCGAAAAAUUGCCCCAAAAAAUGUUCCACCAGUAGAUACUUCAAUAACCCUCUCUCCCAAAUCUCUUCUGAAGGAAAAAAAACGGCAAGAGUACAAUAAAUUAAGAAGAAGGAAAAGAAUAUUUAAAAGAUUCUUUUUUCAAACUAUUCCAUAUGUGAAAUAUCUCUACUUGAGGGACGGUCCAGAAUUUUUAAUCAAGCAUUUUCCACAUUUAUCUACUCUUGAUUUCGGUAAAGCAAAAGACGAAGAUAUGAAUUCUUUACCAAGUAUGCCUUGUUUGGACUUUUUCUCUCAAUUACAAAAUGAAGAAAUAUGUCGAGGCUUUCAGAGUGAACCUUUAUUAGAAAGUGGAUGUGAUAAAGAGCCUUUGAAUGAAAUAUCUAAAAAACUUUUAUUAGAAAGUGGAUGUGAUGUAGAACCUUUAAAUGAAAUAUCUAAAAGGACUUCAAUAGAAAGUCGAUGUGAUGAAGAGCCUUCAAAUGAAAUAUCUAAGAGCCAAAAUACCAUUAGCAAGGAUAGUUUAGAAGACAUAAAUGCUUUAAUGGUAUCUAGUUCAACUGUGAAAAAUGUCAGGAAAGAACUAUCACUCCAAGAAAAGAGGAAAGCAAAGAGAAGAAAAGAAUAUUUGGCAAUAAUUGCUAUGCUCACUCCUCUAGAUCCAGUCAUAGAGAAGAAAAAAAGAGAAGAGUUUGCACAAGCUUACAUGAAGAAACUACAGGAAACAUUAGAUAAAGAAGACUUUCAAAUUCUGCUAGAAUUGUUCAACGAUGAAAAUGGAGAUGCGGUAGAUUUAUACAAAUCAUUGAAGCCAAUUCUCUGCCCAAAAUAUCAAGAUUUAGCUGACGAAUUCCUUUUGUUUCUAACUGCAGAGCAAGCGUCUGCAGUAGGACAACUUAUUCCAUUUUUCAUUAUGAAUCAUAUGGCCAAAUUUCUGAAAAAUUUAGAAAUAUACUUCAGAGAUCAACCGUCUCAACUGAGAAAAGUUUAUAAAAAUCUUCAAGAUUUAAGUGAUACUCCAGAUGUAAAUCUUGAAAGGAUCAAAAGUACAAUCUUGCCACUUUUGAAGAAUAAUCCUCUGUUGUGUGAUAGUUUCUUACAGAUCUUUUUAGAAGAGACACCUACUGCUACAUUACUUAAUGGAGCUUGGGAUGUGAUAGAUGUAAAUAAAGAGCUCGUUAAGGCCAAAGAAGAUGGAGUGUUUGAAAUUAUUGCAGUUACCGAUGAAGAUUCUGCAUGUACAUGUAAAUGUCACAAAGCUGAAGGAGAUCAAACGUCGAAACACCAUUGUGAUAAUUGUGGACUUAGGUUCUUCCAAGGAAAGGUGUACUGCCAAACUUCGAAAGGAAUGAAGCCAGUCAAUAUUUCAUUUCCUUUUGAUCCAGACAUUGAUCACAAAGCAAGAUUGACAGAUCCGAAUAAAGCCAAACGUGUUGAUUCUAAUUCCGGUAAAUUGGCAAAUUCGCCAAAUAAAGAGAUUCAAGAUGAUGGUCAAACAUAUAUUGCGAAUGAGACUGAUGGUAGGAAGAGAAAAGUAAGAGUAUGUAGAUCACCUAAAAAAACGACAACCAAGCCAAAAAGAAGCACCAAAAAAGAUAAAUCGACGGAUAGUCCUAAAAGUAGUGAAGACAAAUCAACCCCCAACAAGAGUCCCAGAAAGAGAUCAGCCAUUCACAAAGUGACAAACUGUUCCAAUGCUGCGGAAUUACCAGAGAAAUCAAUUCCUAUUUCAGAAGAUGAUUGGAAAAAUUUGCCCUCUCCCGAAUAUAUGAAUUUAGCAUCUGAUAGUGAGUCGUCACAAGAAAAUGAAGCAACACUUAUCAAUUCUGGUCUAGGGGAAGUUAAAGUUGAGGAAAUAUGUUUUACAAAACAGGAGAAUGUGAUUGGAGAAGUAUCUGAUAGGUGGACUAGGGAAGAAGAUAGGAUUUUAUUGGAAACUUUUAAGGAAUAUUCCAACCAUGAACCAAUUACUUUGAUUAAAGAACAUUUGAAAAAUCGCACAGAAGAAGAAAUACGUGUAAGGUUUGAUAAUCUUAUGACUCUACUUCAAGAGAUGUAUUCCAAAGAAGACUCAAAAAUAUCUAUCUCCUAAGAAGGAAUUAAACUGUUUUUAUUGAAAGAUAUGUUUUAUGCAAUAAUAUCAUAUAUUAUGAUUGAAAUAUUUGAUUUUAUAUUAAAAAAUUAUAUUAUGAGUAUUAUUUUUAGACAAUUCUGAUAAUAAUUUUGUUUGUUAUUGUAAUAUACCUUAUGAAACCAA
Messenger RNA from Harmonia axyridis, 6223 nucleotides. RefSeq lists its product as uncharacterized. Gene Ontology annotation, biological process: regulation of DNA-templated transcription. Gene Ontology annotation, cellular component: nucleus. NCBI's taxonomy places the organism in Eukaryota, Metazoa, Arthropoda, Insecta, Coleoptera, Coccinellidae. Gene Ontology annotation, molecular function: transcription coregulator activity. Bases 140 to 6058 code for a protein of 1972 amino acids. The transcript is spliced from 24 exons. The record is from RefSeq and is a predicted model, not a curated record.